Messenger RNA from Gryllus bimaculatus (two-spotted cricket), 1236 nucleotides. The record is from the annotation of a GenBank genome assembly. NCBI's taxonomy places the organism in Eukaryota, Metazoa, Arthropoda, Insecta, Orthoptera, Gryllidae.
AUGAAUGACCAUCCUGUGGAGCGUGCCUUGGCAGUCACUGGAAACCAGGGAGUAGAACCUGCAAUGGAAUGGUUACUGGCCCAUUCAGAUGAACCGUUACCUAAUGAUCAAGCACCCACUUUGGAAGUAAUUGAUCCAGUAGUAGAAAAUGUGAACGAAAUGGAUUUGGAUAGAAAUGCUGAAGCUCAACCUGAUACAAGUGAGAAGAAACCUGGGGAGCAAUCUGGUAGUGGAGAAGAACCUCAAACGGAAACAAGCGAGGAAGCAAAGUCGUUCAAAUGUGAUGAAUGCGGGAAAUUGUUUAAAAGUCAACCUGAAAUGGAAUUCCAUGCAGCUAAGUCUCAACACAAUUCAUUCUCUGAAUCAACCGAAGAGAAAAAACCCCUUACUGAAGAAGAAAAAAGGGAACAGUUGAGAAAGUUGGAAGAAAAAAUGAGAGCGAAACGUCUAGAACGGGAAGAAAAGGAGAAAAAAGAUGCCUUAGAAAGAGAAAAAUUGCGGAUUAGAUCUGGAAAAGAAAUGGUGGCUGCUAAAAAAAAGUUAGAAGAGCAGGAAAUGAAAAAGCUUGUGGAACAACGAAAGAGAGAAAAACUUGAAGAGAAACUUGCCAGACAGCGUGUAAAAGAACAAAUAGAACAAGACAAAAUAGCUAGGAAGGAAAAAUUUGGCACAACUUCACCACUGUCUCCCCCUUCUGUACCACUUCCAGCUCAAGAACAUAAUGAAAGGCCUGUUCCACCUUCAUCUAAGGAGUAUACGCACACAAGACUUCAGCUCCAUUUUGAUACUUUGUCGCCAUUGACAUCUGUUGCUGGCUGUGCCCAGAUACCACCUUCCUUGCCUGAACAAUUAUCUGCUGUAAGAUUGUAUGUGGAAAUGAAUCGAACUGAUGGAGAGGGCCAUUUUCUUCUCAUGACUAAUUUUCCCAAGAAAAUAUUUUCUGAAGAGGAUUAUGAAAAGCCUUUGGAUGUGUUAGGAUUAGUGCCUUCAGCUGUUGUGAUUGUCUCAAAAAUAAACCCUGUGAAUUAUCAUAUUUGAAAAAAUUACUUGGGAUCCAACACAAGACAGUAACUGAAGCAUCUUUAAAGCCAUACUUUCAAAAUUAUAAAUAGAGAAAAAUUUUGUACUUUACAACUACUUUGUCUUGUGAUAAUGCGAUGAAAUGAAAUGUAAUGUAAUUAAAUAAAAUAAAUAUUGCCAGUUGUGAAAUUAAUGACUUGGACCUUACCAUUUUAA